Molecule: messenger RNA, 1724 nt
Organism: Musa acuminata AAA Group (dessert banana)
Lineage: Eukaryota; Viridiplantae; Streptophyta; Magnoliopsida; Zingiberales; Musaceae
Product: annexin D8-like
Exons: 5
Coding region: 489-1466 (325 amino acids)
Cellular component (GO): cytoplasm
Molecular function (GO): calcium-dependent phospholipid binding; calcium ion binding
Source: RefSeq, a predicted model, not a curated record
UGCCUGAUUUGAUGUUUUUAUCCUGUGAAUUGUGGCAGCAAGUGGUUUGUGUAUGUGGUUCAAAGCAAAACAUGUAGAUCGUGGAGAACAGCUUGGAUCUUCAGCUGACUGUACUCUCAGUCACACAACCCAGUCCAUGCCAACAUCUGAAUUAAACUUAUUCGAUGCACGCAGUGGUGGGUUCCAUUCGAAGGCUAAAAGCAAGCACAUGAAUAGCAGUUGUCCAACCUUCGUCAGGCCAAUGACCAUGAAAGGGUGGAAAGUUAAGGUGGCAUUCAGAUGACAAAAAGGGUGAGUACCACAAAAAGGUAUAGCUAAAGAGAAGGAAUCACACUCAGAGCUCACUAUGAAGGCACCAAAACCAUCCACAUUGCCACAUUGCCACACCACAACAUCCCCAGAUGUCAUAUCUGCUGAAUCCAUUUCUAAAGUUCCAAGUCUCUUCCUUGUGCCUCAAGGUGUUGGUUGUAUAAAGUUCUGCAGCUGCUAUGAACCCACUCCAAGCACUCAACAUGGAACUCAGCCAUGUCUCUUCCUCCUGCAUGACCUGCAAGAACGUCUGUCAAGAGAUUCAUGCGACAUGGGAUCAGCUUAAUCUUGUAGCUCGGGCCUUGGCGCACCGAACUUUAACAGAGAGGCGACAGAUCAAGGAGAUGUAUCGAGCCAUGUUCGGCGAGGACUUCGUCGAACACCUUCGCAGAACCCACAUGGCCAACUCGAAGAAUGAGAUGUGCAACGCGCUGUACCUAUGGAUGCUCGAGCCACACGAACGCGACGCUGUUCUUGCAAAUGAUGCAAUCGAGCGCAGAGUCACAGAUUACAAAGCCCUCGUUGAGAUCUACACUCGGCAAAAGUUGAGCCAGCUCUUCUUCACCAAGCAUGCAUAUCUAGCGAAGUUCAAGAGACACAUGGAUCAAGACAUUAUUUCUGAGCCAUCCAACUCAUACCAGAAGUUUCUGCUGGCUCUUGCGGCCUCCCAAAAGUCGCACCACACCGAUGUCAGUCAACACAUUGCCAAAUGCGAUGCUAAGAGGCUGUAUGAAGCAGGACAUUGCAGCACGGGAGGGACUGAUGAGUCUCUAGUCCUUGAGAUCUUUAGCAAGAGAAGCAUCCCGCAACUGAGGUUGGCACUCUUCAGCUACAAACAAAUAUAUGGGCAUGAUUACACAAAGGCAUUGAAGAAAGGCACAAGCGGAGAGUUUGAGGAAGCACUGAGGAUUGCCAUAAAAUGUGUUCAUAAUCCUGCACAAUACUACUCCAGAAUGGUGAACAAGAGCAUAAAGAUGGGAGAUACCGAUGCAAGAGUUCUGACAAGGGUAGUGCUUGGAAGCACUGAUGCGGGCAUGAAAGAGGUGAGAUCAGCCUUUGAGAAGAUGUACGGUAGGAAGAUGCAAGAUGCCAUCUGUGAGAGCCUUCCCGAUGGAGAUUACAGAGACUUCAUUCUGGCCUUGAGCAAUAUUCCAUAGCGUGUUGUUACCCUUUGAGUUUUCUGAAGAAUGUUUUUACAGCAUGUACCAGACGGAGAUUAAGAUUAUGAUUGUAACUCCUUGACAAAGAUGGUGAAUGAAAGAUUAUCCACAGAACAAAGGGUAAAGAAUUUGGCAUCCUACGACACUUCCAAUUUCAUAUGUUCAUUUUUCAUUGGAGCUCGGUUUAUUUCUUCACAUCAAAAGGAAAGAUUUGCAUGGAGCUUAUCGAACAAUAUUAUGUAUGAAGACCCUUUU